Molecule: messenger RNA, 633 nt
Organism: Phialemonium atrogriseum
Lineage: Eukaryota; Fungi; Ascomycota; Sordariomycetes; Cephalothecales; Cephalothecaceae
Exons: 1
Coding region: 1-633 (210 amino acids)
Source: RefSeq, a predicted model, not a curated record
AUGCCUUCUCAAAAACGUCUAUCCAAUGAAUCCACCUGUCCUACGCCCGCGCGGAAGCGUCAAAAACCUAGCACUCCUCCCAAACCAUCCCAAACAGAUAGUGGCGACAUCGACGGAACAUCCUCAUCGACACCCUGGAAGCCGCCCAAGACAAAGAAGACAGACAUAGAGCGCUCGAUCAACUUCGUGGGUGCCACGGUCCCACCCAAUCUUAAGCCCAAAGACAUCUACAAGCACCACGAUAGAAUCCUCUGGCAGGGACCCAACGGCCCGCCCGUAUACGACGGGCUCGGGCACAAGCUCAGCUACGAGAAGCUAAAGCCGACUAUGACUCGGCGCCGGUACAACCCGGUGAGGCACAUGAGAUAUCUCGAGGGCGAGAUGGAGAAAUCCAACCGCAUAAGGGAGAUUAUGGGGCAGCCUGACAGCACUAAUACCCUGGUGGAGAUGGCAUGGACAAACAGGGUAGCUAGGGAUCUGGACAUUCCGUUCCACACUGUUGGCGUGCUCGAAUAUGAGGAGUGGCGUCGAAGGGGUGUCAGACUUGAGCCUGGGGAGCUUCGGUAUCAGCCGUCGAAGCAGGGAGUACAGCGCCUUUUCACGUCGGAAGAGGGUAUAGCUUUCACAGAGUAG